Messenger RNA from Desarmillaria tabescens, 465 nucleotides. RefSeq names its product peptidase C14, caspase domain-containing protein. Lineage: Eukaryota; Fungi; Basidiomycota; Agaricomycetes; Agaricales; Physalacriaceae. The annotation marks the transcript as partial. The record is from RefSeq and is a predicted model, not a curated record. Gene Ontology annotation, molecular function: cysteine-type endopeptidase activity. Gene Ontology annotation, biological process: proteolysis. The transcript has a single exon.
GCUUCUCGAUUCUAUGCUGUCCUCAUUGGUAUCGAUGCGUAUGCUUCCUACUCGUUGCACGGUUGUGUAUCAGAUGUACUUUUGAUGGAGAAGUACUUGACCGAGGACCUCGGUGUUCCCAAAGAUCGCAUCCAGCUAAUGGUCGGAUCCAAGGAGCAUGCAUCCCCUAAAGAUCCAAUGAACCCCUCCCGUGUUCACAUCAUCAACGCCCUUCUCGGUCUCAUUACCCACUCCGAGAUCGCGUACGGCGACAAUAUUGUCGUUUACUUCUCAGGCCAUGGCUCAUACCACCCACCGGAGGAAGAUGACGAUGAAUAUAUAGAAACGCUGUGCCCCAUCGAUCGCGAUAUUUUGGAUGCCAACGGUGCCAAUCCCGUUCCCGACAUCAGUGAUCGCGAAUUCAACACCAUCCUACGUCUGAUAUCUCAGGCAAAGGGACCUCGUAUCACCGUCAUUCUUGACUGU